Porites lobata is the source of this 775-nucleotide messenger RNA. Lineage: Eukaryota; Metazoa; Cnidaria; Anthozoa; Scleractinia; Poritidae. The record is from the annotation of a GenBank genome assembly.
AUGGAAACGGAUUGUGGUUCAAAAACAAAUGAAAUUGAGGCCCAAGAGUUGGAUUUACAUUUAUGUAUAAUUUGUCAAAGGAAAAAAAACGAAAAUCUAGUUGAAAAACCCGAAGCACAUGAAAAAGUGUGGGUAUCGAUCGAGGAAUGGAGUAAAUAUGGCAAUCUUCAGUACACAGAAGUGUGGAAUAAGUUGAGGUUUACUUCUGUCCAGGAGCUUGAGGAUGGGCGGGCAUCAUGGCAUAGAUCAUGUUAUAAAGAUGCAGUACAUGCUGGGAUACUUAGACGAGCAAGAGAAAGGUAUGAGAGGCAGCUCGAAGGCCCCAAUGAGUCCAGACGAAAAUCACGACCAGGUUCAUCAGUAGAAAUUCCUCAACUAACCCGUUGGCAAACGUCUCCCUACAAUAAGAAUGUCUGUUUUUUUCUGCGAUGGCCCACCCGGUUACCGUAAGAACCUGCAUAAUAUUAGUACCUUUUCUGCUGGUGAGUCCCUUCGCACUGCCAUUGGGAUGUCAGGGAAUGAUAAGCUCUCGGUUAAGCUCAACACAUCAAUUUCUCCAGAUGAUGCGCAUUCGAUAGAUAUAAAGUACCACAAAAACUGUUGGGCAAUUCAUGUAUCGCACGUUUUACGAAGAGAAACAUCCGAAUUAUCAUCUGAGAAGUUGGCUGGUGAGAUUGCAGCACAAAUAGAAUUCCUGACAAUGACGGAGAUGACUCUGAGGAGGGAAAAGUGGCGACUAUGUCCGAAUUACAAGAUGCUUUUGAAAGCAUACUAG